GGUGUUUCGUUUGUAGUUUUCUCUGAAUAUAACCAUAUGGCUAGUUAGCUUACUAGCUAGCUGAACAGAACUGUCUGUGUACACUAGAAACCAUUCCUCAACAGUUCACAUACGUCAAAGCUGUAGCUCCCACUUUGAAGGAUCUAACAGUUAACUUAGUGAGCGAAUCGACCAUCAAGUCGACCUACCAGAUGUAAUUAAUGCUAACUUUAUCUGUUAGGGUAAGCUAAUUUCGUUGUUAGCUAGGCAGUCCAGGCCAACACCCUCAUGAGGCAAUCCAACACCGGGGAAUUAGCUAGCUACCAUCUGUAAACAAGUCUGACUAACUUGGGUUUUGCAUCUAGCAGCAAAGAACAAUCCAACAGAAUGUCAGGUGAUGCCAUUCUGCUGAAUGUACCUGUCAUUCGGCAGCUGUACCACUGGGACUGUGGAUUAGCCUGCGCAAGAAUGGUUUUGAAGUACCUCCACCCUGUGAGUGAUGAGGAGUUUCAGGGUGCUUGCUGGGAGCUGAAGCUGACGGAGAGCGUGUGGACAAUUGACUUGGCCUACCUCAUGUGCCAGCUGGGGGUCAGGUACCGCUUCUGCACUCAGACACUGGGUGUUGACAAGGGCUUCAGGAAUCAGUCCUUCUACAAAAAGCAUUUUGACACUGAGGAAGACAGAGUGAACAAACUCUUCCUUAAGGCUGAGAGCAAGAAUGUCGUGGUGAAACAAUGCUCUGUGACAAUUCAGGAAAUCCAGGAACAUGUUGACCUGAGCCAUGUGGCCAUAGUGCUGGUCAACGCUGUGGUUCUGGUGUGUGAACUCUGCUCUUCGCCUGUCAAGUACUGCUGUUUCCUGCCUGUGGGCCAGAAGUGCUUCUGCAGGAAGCCAGAAUACCAGGGUCACUUCGUGGUGGUGUGUGGCUUCAACCGGAGCAGCGGCUGCAUCUUCUACAACAACCCUGCCUACUCAGACCGCGUGUGUUGCACCAGCAUUAGUAACUUUGAAGAGGCUCGAAUGAGCUACGGGACAGAUGAGGAUAUUCUGUUCAUCUUCAAGGAGAGCUGAUGGUGGCGGUGCAGAUGACGAUGCAGAUGGUCUCCACAUCAUCAUAGCGUCCCAUCCUCACUAUGAUGACACAACAGUGUGUCUACAGGUCCCUGAACAGGGACUGCUGGUUCCAGCUCUGGCCCAGUGUUGUAGAUGGGCCUGGGCUGUCCACUCCAGUGCUAACAUGGCUGAUUGCUCACAGAACAUACAACACCACUCCAACGUCACCACACAUAGCCCAUGCUAGUCGUCAGUGUCUAAAGGAAUAACAGCUGAAGAGAUCAACAAAGCAAGUGUGUUUUUUAUGUUGGUUGGGAGACGAGCAGAUAGAUGAAAUAGAAUAAAUGAAUUUUGACAGUGUCCCCUUUUGUUUAGUUUUAGUUGAUUCUACCAAUUGACAUUGUGAAAUAUUUAGCAGUGCAAGCCUAUUAAUCCUAUUCCUAAUGCUGAGUGGACAAAAUGCCAAUGACACUCAAGUUGUUUCUAAACUUGGAGACAAGGGCAAAACAAUGCACAUACGAGGGCUUACGGCAACAUGAUGCUUUCUUAAUGGUUUAUUCUGGUGUCAUGUAUUUGUCAUGCAAGUCUGAUGGGCCAUGUAUAGCUGCUUUCCUCCCCUAAGACUAGCCUAGUCUUAUUUUAUUAAUAGUUUGAUUUGUAUUAAUUGUAUUGAUUAAGGAUCCUCAUCAGCUGCUCAGCUACUCCUCCUGGGGUCCAGCAACAUUAAGGCAGUUAUAUGACGUUUAAAACAGUACAUGACAUUGGAUUUCAUAACACUUUGCCCAAUACAUAUAGUGUUCCCUCAGGCCACUACUCCACUAUCACAUAUUUACAAUACAAUAUCCAUGUGUACGUGUGUGUAGAGUGUGUAUGUGUGUGUGUCUCUUCACAGUCCCCGCUGUUCCAUAAGGUGUAUUUUUAUCUGUUUUUUAAAAUCUGAUUCUACUGCUUGCAUCAGUUACCUGAUGUGGAAUUCCAUGUUGCCAGGGCUCUACAUAGUACUGUGCUCCUCCCAUAGUCUGUUCUUGACUUGGGGAACGCGAAGAGACCUUUGGUGGCAUGUCUGUUUGUUAAACUUAACUUAUUAUUUAGAAUUUGCUAAUAACAGGGAAUAGAGGGAGAAAUAGUUUUUGAAGGACUCAGGUAAUUAAUGUUCAUGAAGUCUGAUGUGUUGUACUACAAUGGCAAACCCAUUUCACAAACUCAUUUUCUUAAUUCAAAACGCCUCGACCAAUAGCCUUUUUAUGGAACCAAAUCUGCCCGGCAGGCUUAGAUGUCGGCAAUCGGAACAUCAUGUUCAACCUCAGCCAGCUGCUUUGAACAGACUUUGCUCUUGUUGUGUACACCAGUUAAUCAGUUAACUUCGUUUUCAUCGGAAGGUCCCUUUUCAGGGUUGCACUACAUGCCUCAAUCUCCAUGCUCUUUAAGUUAGAAUAAAAGAGAGAAUGGAGACAGUGUAAAGUCUGAAAUACUCAGUACGGGGUAUGGAUGCUUUGUAGGUUUUUCUUCAGUGUAUGACUUAACGCUACAGUAAGGUUUUAAAGGAUUUUGAUAUAAGAUGUUUUCUGUUGAAAACCGCAAUCAAGUAGAGACAACACAUAGAAUGACACCUUUAUUUAAUUCUCAUUCAACAUUUAUUUUUACAUUUUGGUAUCAUGGAUGAUAUUGCACUAUGGUAUUUGUACCAGCCAUAUUUAUGUAUUAUUUAAUUAAUAUUUUAACAUAAGAUAUUUUCCCAAUCUACUAAUUGGGUGGGAAGACAAUUUAUUCCUGGUUGUGUAUUUGUUGUCUAUUAAAAUGGCAAACCUUUUUUUUUUACAAUUCCAAUUACGUUCUGUAAUCAAUAAAAUAAUUUUAACAAAUG
Molecule: messenger RNA, 2896 nt
Organism: Oncorhynchus tshawytscha (Chinook salmon)
Lineage: Eukaryota; Metazoa; Chordata; Actinopteri; Salmoniformes; Salmonidae
Gene: gucd1
Product: guanylyl cyclase domain containing 1
Exons: 6
Coding region: 367-1050 (227 amino acids)
Source: RefSeq, a predicted model, not a curated record